Molecule: messenger RNA, 309 nt
Organism: Penicillium crustosum
Lineage: Eukaryota; Fungi; Ascomycota; Eurotiomycetes; Eurotiales; Aspergillaceae
Product: putative quinol monooxygenase
Exons: 2
Coding region: 1-309 (102 amino acids)
Source: RefSeq, a predicted model, not a curated record
AUGGUUUACACAAUCGUCGUUCACCUCCGCGCCAAGCCGGACGAAGAGUCCAUCUCCAAGCUCAAGGCCAAGCUUGUCGAAGCCUCCAAUGUCUACUCGAACGACAAGGAAACCCUUUCUUGGUUCGUGAUGCAGUCCGUUUUCGACAAGCAGGACUUCACCAUCGUGGAGCGUUACGUCCAGGAAUCCUCCCAGGAGUACCACCUCAACAACCCUUACUGGAAGACUUUCGACCCUUAUGUGAUUCCUUUGUUGGAGAAGGAUAUGGAUAUGCACCGCUUGGAGGAGUUGGAGGGCUCUACCAUGUAA